AACGUCUCGCUAAUACACGGCCACCGGUAGUAAUGACGAUGUACUCCCAGUCGGUCCGCGCGCCGCCGCCGCCGCCAUGCAGAUUCGUCCCCCGUCCAUGUUACGUCAUGGCGCGGCCCCUGCUGGUCUUCACGCCCAGCGGCGCGUUGUUGAAGGCCGCCGUGCGCGACGUGUGGGCCAGCAACUUCGACGAAGAGCUCUCCAACCUAUCGGCGGUGCUGCCGCGCUACCCCUGCGUUUGCGUGGACACCGAGUUCCCCGGCGCGGUUCACGACUCGGACUUGCCGCGGUACAUGCGCGGUCCGCGCGAGAGCUAUGAGCUGGUGAAGCGGAACGUAGACGACCUCAAGCUGCUGCAGGUCGGGAUCGCGCUUUCGGGCCCCGCCGGCCGGUUCCCCAUCGCGUGGCAAUUCAACAUCCGGGGCUUCGACCCCGCGCUUCACCCGCACGCGCCGGCCUCCAUUGCCAUGCUCCGCGAGCAGGGGAUGGACUUCGCCAUGCUGAACGAGUUCGGCAUCGACCCGGAAGACUUCGCCGCCGGGUUCCGCUGCAGCGGCCUCGCCUGCGGGCGGCUCACCUGGACCGCCUUCUCGGGCUCCUACGACUUCGGGUACCUCGCCAAGGCGCUCACCGGCGGCCAGCCGCUGCCGGACACGGUGGACGGCUUCCUCGCCCUGGUCCGUCGGUUGUUCGGGCACAGUGUGUUCGACGUGAAGCACCUCGCCAGAUGCUGCGCCAUGCGCGGGGGGCUGGAGCAGGUGGCCACCGCGCUCGGCGUGAAGCGCGCCGCCGGCCGCGCGCACUGCGCCGGCUCCGACAGCCUGCUCACCACCGACGUCCUCCUGCUAAUGCUGCAUCGCUUCUUCAGGAACGUCGAUGUUCUCGCGCACGCCGGAACCAUCGUAGACCUCACCUAGAUUCCUAUAGUACUGCUUUUCUAGUGGAUAGGUUUUAGUUUUUAAGAUGUAGCCAUGCAUGGAGCGUCCAGCAACUAAUUUGUACGAAUUGCUUUUAUGAAG
This is a messenger RNA of Zea mays, 1019 nucleotides long. RefSeq names its product probable CCR4-associated factor 1 homolog 11. The transcript has a single exon. The record is from RefSeq and is a predicted model, not a curated record. The coding region runs from base 33 to 917 and encodes 294 amino acids. Gene Ontology annotation, cellular component: CCR4-NOT complex. Gene Ontology annotation, molecular function: poly(A)-specific ribonuclease activity; nucleic acid binding. Lineage: Eukaryota; Viridiplantae; Streptophyta; Magnoliopsida; Poales; Poaceae.